Molecule: messenger RNA, 1212 nt
Organism: Microthlaspi erraticum
Lineage: Eukaryota; Viridiplantae; Streptophyta; Magnoliopsida; Brassicales; Brassicaceae
Source: the annotation of a GenBank genome assembly
AUGAAUCCAGGCGGAGAAGGCGCGCCAAAUAGGCCACACAACCCGCCCGACCAAGAGAGGAGAGCCAAUGAUCCUCCUAAUCCAGCAGAAGCUAGAGCUGACCAGCCAGCACCGGCCAGAGACGUUCCUCCACCAAUCCGAACGCGCCCGAUGCAGCUGAGCCGCUACAGCCACCUCUUAACCCGCCGCGACCACCACCGGCGUUUGCAAAUGGACAUCAUCGUCACGGUGACAACCAAGGGAUGCCUCAAGACCAACCUCACGCACCUCCAAGGAGAGUGCCAAACGCGCAGCAUCCAAGGCACCAAACUAUGGGAGACUUUGAUUCGUCCGAUGCUUUCUUUAUGGAUCGGAAUCCAAUCCGACCGCCUCUACCUCCAAGGAACGAUUUUGAGAUCAAACCGCAGAUCAUUGCCUUGCACAACUCGUGUUAAUGGAGUAUCGCCGGAUUACUUCAAAUGCAAGCUAUUCACUUUUUCUCUAAGUGACAAGGCGCUAAGAUGGGUAAAAUCUUUACCACCUCAGUCCAUUACAACAUGGAAUGAAUACAAGGGAGCUUUCUUGAACCAAUUCUACACUAAGCAAAGAUCCAACUCUAUAAGGAGCAAGAUUUCUGGUUUCAAGCAAGAUUCAAUGGAAUCAUUCUAUGAAGCUUCGGAGAGAUUCAAGGAGUACACAAGAAGCUGCCCUAAUCAUGGCUUUUCAGAAGGUAACCUUUGGAACAUCUUUUACAAUGGGAUUGAUCAUAAAUACAAGCUUUCUCUCGAUACCAAGAGCAAUGGUAACUUCAUGACCAAGUCGGUGCCGGAGGCUAAGCUUUUGAUUGAGAAUCUCGCUGCUAGUGAUGCCAAUGCGUGCCCUGACUACAAUAGAGGAGUGAAGACCACGAGCUCAUCAGAAUCAACUCAAAUCUCGGAGCUAAGGAACAUGGUUUCACAACUACUCAAAAGCCGACAAGGAGUUCACGCCAUUGAAGAUGCCCUAGCCACAAAUGAAGACACUCUUAUGGAUUUCAUGAGAGAUGGUGCUGAAGAGAAUCUAGAGGAAGUCAACUACAUUGGAGGAAACUAUGGGAAUAGAGGAUUCAAUCCACCAUUUCGCGCGCAUCCAAACCUAUCAUACCGGAGCAACAAUGUGGAGAAUCCAAAUGACCAAGUCUACCCCAAUCAAGGGGUGAUGAUAGGAUUUUGCGUGUAUGAGAGAUGGCGCUGA